Aplosporella prunicola CBS 121167 is the source of this 1661-nucleotide messenger RNA. RefSeq lists its product as uncharacterized. NCBI's taxonomy places the organism in Eukaryota, Fungi, Ascomycota, Dothideomycetes, Botryosphaeriales, Aplosporellaceae. The record is from RefSeq and is a predicted model, not a curated record. The coding region runs from base 90 to 1661 and encodes 523 amino acids. The transcript has 2 exons.
CGCUCCUUCGUCGUCAUCCUUCCAUUGCGCCGGUCGCGCUUACUUUCUUUGCAGGGCGUCGCGGCGUUUGCUUCACCUACCACGCAAUCAUGAUGGAGAGACCGCUGAAGCGCGCGCGCACCACCGUCACGACCGCGUCACCACUGUCGCAGGCCCACCUGCCAUUGCGCGAAAAUAAAAUAAAUGGCAUGGCCACCGAGGACGGGCUCAGGAAACGCCGACCGAAUGAUACAACCACGACCAUGCCUUCGCGCCCCGCCGCUUCUCCGCCUCCAACGUACGUUCCUCACGUCGACAUCCCGCCGAUCAAGCGGAAACCAGAUGCCGCGACGCCAAUUCCGCGUGCCUGCGUGACCGUGGUGGGGAGGGGCUUCGAUGGGGUGACCGGGCAGCCCGUGUAUACUGUGCGCGUGGAGCGGGAGCGGGAGAGCAGCGGGGCAUCGCAGAGCGACGGGGACAGCGACACGAGCCAAGAAGACACGGACAAGGCCAUCGAGGAGCUGCAAGUCGAGCUCGAAGCCGUCCUCGACUUCGUCAGCCCGCAAGAGCUCGAGCGCUUCGAAAAUGAGUUCGUGGAGUCGCCUGCGCCGGCAUCGCCCUCGGCGGCAGCAGCGACGUCCGCCCCAGACACAGCCGACGCCGGCAGCGACGCGCCCACGCCUGAAAAGCGCAAAGCUAAGGCUGCGCCCACGCGCGCCUUCGUCGACCUCCUCCCGCCCAUCACCCGAAAGCGCAAGAAGCCCGCUCCUGUCGCCAAGGGCGCCCUCGCGACAAUGGGCGACGCGUUCCCUGCCCCGCGCGACGAGGGCGCCGACGAUGUGUCUGUGUCCGUUUCCGCCUCGGCAGACGACGACGCCAGCGAACCCCUCUCCCGCGUCGACGCAGUCCUCAAGGCUAAAAUCAGCGUCAUGAGCGGCGCUGCAUCGACAUCCGACAGCGCAUCCACAGACGCGGCGCCACGCCGGCAACCCGGCCGACCACGCGUGCGUCCCAGAGAGGCAGAUAUCAUCGACCUGGACGGCAGCACCGACGUCGAGGCCGACGACGAGCAGGGCGUGUUCCGCGCGGGGGGCAAGCUGGCGUCGGCGUUGGCAUCGGCGUCGGUGGCGCAGAAGCCGAUGCGGCUGAGCCAGGGCUCCGUGCCUGUGGAGGCGGAGUCGGAUGCAGAGAAGGGGGGCGGAAGCAACAGCAGCAGCGACGCCUCGCUCGAGGUCGUGGAGCCGGUGGUAGCGGCCGGGCGCCGUGCGGGUUCUGACGCUCACGCAAGCGCACGCCCAGACGCUCGCGCUCGCCCUGCUCCCCAAGUUGAGGCACGCUCGCAGCGCCCCCUUGCUGGCCAUGCCCUCGAGCCUAUUGACUUGGACGAGGACGACGGCUCCGACGCCGACGCCGAAGUCGAAGCCGAAGCUGAAUCCGAAGCUGAAACCGAAGACGGCGCCGACGAAGAAGAAGACGAAGAAGCCGACGACGAAGACAUCUACGAAAUCGCCCAAAUCAUCCGACACAAGCGCUUCGCGGGGCAGAUGUUCUACCUCGUGCAGUGGAAAGGCUACCCCUUGCCUGUUGGGGAGGGCGAGGAUGGCGAUUGGCUUACCGAGACGGAUCUGGCGGAUGGGGCAGCGGAUGUUUUGCAAAUGUAUUUGAGGGGGUUGGGACGGUAG